Zygosaccharomyces rouxii is the source of this 678-nucleotide messenger RNA. It is a transcript of the gene MIC26, whose product is annotated as Mic26p. Gene Ontology annotation, biological process: cristae formation. The transcript has a single exon. The coding region runs from base 1 to 678 and encodes 225 amino acids. The record is from RefSeq and is a predicted model, not a curated record. Gene Ontology annotation, cellular component: MICOS complex; mitochondrial crista junction. Lineage: Eukaryota; Fungi; Ascomycota; Saccharomycetes; Saccharomycetales; Saccharomycetaceae.
AUGGUUGGUGCUAUAGAUUUUUAUCGUGACGUUGACUUUGUCAAGGAAGCCGUUAUUCCCCCACAGGAUGGUAUGGUGUUUUCUUCCGAUGCUAAAGAAGCCCAUGAGGAUUCUAAACUGGUGGCCCUUUUAGGCGAUAACAAACUGGUCCAUGGCAUUUCCGUGCGUUAUCCCGAUUAUCUGGCUCAAUUUUUCCAAAGGAUUAGGCUAAAUUUGGCUGGUUCCAUCGAUAGAACAUCCCAAUGCUUGCAAUCAAAGAGUAGCCAAUAUUACAAGCACGAGAAAAAUAUUACUAGUACUAUAGCAAACCUUCACUCUGAUCCUAGAGAAGAAUUACUACCAGGGUUUGCCUACAUUGUUGUUGGUGCCAUGUCAGGCUCAGUUUUGACUAGAAGCAGAAACAUUUUUGCAAGAUUUACUGCACCGCUAAUUCUGGGCUCUGCAUGCUUCUACUACGCCCUACCAACCACAUUUAAGAACACUGCCCGUCUGGUACACGAACUAGAAUCAUCUGCUUUCCCCAAUGCAGUUGCAAAACAGGAUUUUGUCUAUCAAGAGACCAAGCGUGCUGUCUGUAAGACCGUCGCUUACGGUUCAAGCGGCAUCAAUUCAAUCGAAGAGAUCUCCAAAUGUACGCGACACUACGUUAAAGAAUGGACCGGUUUGAGUGUGGAGUAG